AUGAAUUCGGCCUUACGACUGGUUAAGCCCAGUAUGGGAGAGUACCACGUAUUGAAAACUGGAGAAUAUCGCGUGUCCUUAACAACUUCCUCCGCUGCUAUGACCCUUAUACAUGGUGGAUUAUCCAGUAGGAAGCCCGUUUGUUCAGUCGUUGUGUACGACUCUGAGACCCCCAUUUGCUCGGUUGUCCCUCUAACCGUCAAACUGGCUCUUACCGCUCAAACACCGGACCCCAAUACUUGGGCGCGGUGGGUUCCUCAACAGCAAAAUGCAGAUUACCCGAUGGUCGACCCGUCAAGCUUCAUGGAGUAUACCCAAGGCCAAACGAACACCGCGUCCAUGCCCCGAUCGUCUAUGCCUACCCAGUUCAUGGUAGGAAAUACGUAUACCGCCAUAACUCCUGUUACCAGCCCGCAGACACCGCAAUAUCCACCCAGCAAUCACUUCACGUUCGGUCCAUACACACCUCCGUCCCCUCCCAUCUUCCCAUCUUAUAAAAACUAUCAAGAGGAAUGUCAGCCUCCGUGUACGAUGCCAGCGGAUACUGGAGGAAUACCUGUUGGGUAUCAACGGGGUCCAUACCAAGCGCACCCGGCAGAGUCGGAAGAAAGGAUUCGGAUCAAGUACGAGUCACAGGUGGAUAUUCAGCGAUCCCCCUCUCCAUCUCCUCCCCUUACAUCCAAGACCGUUGCCCGGAAUGUCCCCGAAGAUAGGGCUCGCGAGGUGGUUUUCCACAGCGAAAUAGAUACUAUGAUGAAAGCCAUUCAGUUGAAGAGCGAGCCUACCAAUGAAUUUGACUCUGGAGUGUCUUCUUACCCUUCCCCUCCGCACCAGGACGAAGAGAAGUUCAACUUGCGCAGAAAGCCUUGUAGCCCGGAAAAGAGGAGCCCUACAAUCGGCCGCGGCGGAAAGGACCGUCAGAAGCGUUAUGUUUGCGAUUUCAAGGGAUGUGGGAAACGAUGUGCCCAGAAGACUCAGCUGGAAACCCACAAACGGGCCCAUACUGGAGAAAAGCCCUUUAUAUGCGAAGAGCCUGGGUGUGGCCUAGGGUUCAGCCAGAGAGGCAACCUGAAGUCACAUAUCCGGCAACACACUGGAGAGAAGCCAUACCGGUGUGACAUCUGCCAAAAGGCUUUUGCUCAGCUAGGGAACGUGAAGCCACAUAGGAAUACGCACUUCCAAACAAAGCCUUUUGUGUGUCUGCUUGACGGAUGCCAUAAGACUUUCAGCCAGCGGGGGAACUUGAAGACUCACCACAACGCUUAUCACACAGAAACCAUUAAGAGACUUACGCAGAGGUUCAAAAACAUGUCCCAUAGCGAAGAGCUCUCGGAAGAGGAAACAAAGAUGUUCAAACACUUCGCCGAGUUAUAUAAGAACCUGAACAAGGGCAUCAAAGGCCGAGGACUCAGAAGCAAGGACAAAUGUGCCCGAAGAAGCCAGAGCUCGGUGACGCCGGGCCUUUCACAAUCCUAUGCUUCCCAGACUCCACCACUUGCUGAGCAGAAUCACAUGUAUCAGCUGCGUUACGCUGCGCCAGAUGGCCUCCCGUACGCCGAGAACUAUAGCGACUGCGGAAUGUCUAGAGACGGCCUUCCAAGUAAUAUGGUAGUCCCUCGCGAUCAACACCCUGCUUAUGGACAGUACGAUAUGGAUCAAGCGAGUAUUGCUGCUAGCGAAACCACUACCGCUUCUAGCAGUCCCAGCAUUAUGCACGAGGACCAGUACAGUCGUGCAUUCGCUACUCACCAUAGGGGAUAUUAG
Molecule: messenger RNA, 1764 nt
Organism: Daldinia decipiens
Lineage: Eukaryota; Fungi; Ascomycota; Sordariomycetes; Xylariales; Hypoxylaceae
Exons: 6
Coding region: 1-1764 (587 amino acids)
Biological process (GO): regulation of transcription by RNA polymerase II
Molecular function (GO): DNA-binding transcription factor activity, RNA polymerase II-specific; RNA polymerase II cis-regulatory region sequence-specific DNA binding
Source: RefSeq, a predicted model, not a curated record